CUUGCAACCCAUACACUCUCCCUCUCCCCCGUAUCUCCUCCUCGAAAUAUAACCGUUUGCUCUACUGCUUCCCCCAAACCCUAGUAAGAAUUUCGGCUGAUUUCCUCUGUUUUUAAGUGAUUUAUUUAUCUUCGUUUCAAGUAUCUUUGUAGUCUUGCCGAAUCUUCAUGGAUUUCUUGUUUAAUCUUUUGUAUUGUUCAUGUACCCAUUUGAUGAAUAGUAGAAUACACCUUUUGUGUAUAAUUCCACUCGUUCUUGCUUAUUAGAGAUUUUAAGAGCAUUUAUGAUGAGUGUAAUUGCGUAAAUCGUAUUUAAGAUUUAAAAUAAUUAGUUUAUCUAUGAGAGCCAGCGGUUACAUCUUCGUAUAAUGAUUACCAACGGCUGUAUUGAUUAAUUUUACCCUCUUAAUCGUGUUUUAGGUUGUUAGUAUAUCUACAGUUGCAGACAUAGGAUUUCUUUCUUCUUUGUUUGAAGUUUAAACGCAAUCUUUUUCUAAAAAUAUCGAUUACUUAUUACAGAAUCUUCUUUUAGUUCAAUUUUUUUUUUUUUUUUUUAUGAACUUAGCCUCAAACUGAAGCUUCAACCUAAAAAUGGCGUGCCCGGAGAAGAUACCUCAGCCUGUCAUAUCCACAAAACGGCCGUUUGGUGAUUCUGAUGACUGUAAACUUGACGAAUUCAGAAAAACUAAAAUGGUGAUGCGGAAGUAUCCCCCUCAUAAGAUCAGAGGAGCAGAGGCAGUCCGUGAUUUCCCUCCUGAUUGUGGAAUCUUAUUGGAUUCUCUUGCGAGUAAAGUAGAGAAGAAUCCAUUGAAGAAAUUAGAUAAUGUUGAAUCAAACAUUGAGAACGUGACCUCCCAUGGUAAGGAUAAGAUGGUGAAAUCUCAGCCUUUUGAAGAUAAUAAACUCAAUAGCUGCUUUAAACCUGAAGGAUUAGGGUUCAAGAAACCUUCUUUUGGCUCAAGACCUUCUGGUAAAGUGAAAUUUGGGAAUCCCAUGGAACAACAUCCUAUUUGUGGAAUCAUGCAAGAAAGGAAGCCUUUCAAGAAAUUAGACAAUGUUGACUCAAAGUCAAUGGAGUGUUGUCAUCGUUUGGAGAAUACCAAACGCAAUAGCUUCAAAUCUAAAGAAUCAGGGAUCAGCAAACCUUUUGGUUCAAGGUCAACUGGUAAAGUCAAAUUUUGGGAUCCUAGGAUCCCAUCUUCAAAUGACGAUAAUGCCCCAAAAGCAAAAGACACCAACUUUAUCGGAUCACGAAAUGAACAAAUUAGACGUGAAAAGAUCCGUGAGACAAUGAUCUUGUUUGAAACAAUUUACACUCAGUUAUUACAAGAUAACGGAUCAAAACAAAAGGGAGAAAAGAGAGCUAUUUGGAUACUACCCAUGGAGGCUGCAAAGAUAGUCAAACAAAAGCUAAAAUGGAUGAAUGUUGACAAGACAUUAGGUGAAAUCCUCGGUGUCCAACCUGGCGACAUGUUCCGAUUUAGGUCACAGCUUCAUAUAGUAGGUCUUCAUUGUCAACCACAUUGUGGUAUAGAUUACACAAGCAUUAAUGAGAAGAAUCUUGCUAUAAGUAUAGUUAACUCUCAUCGUUACUCAAACGAAAGUCAAUCUUGUGAUGUGCUUACUUAUUGUGGUGAAGGUGGUGGUGGGGGCGGGUGCUUUGGGUAUAAGCCACAGGUGCCGCCGCCUGAUGAUCAAAAACUUGAAAGAGGUAAUCUUGCUUUGAAGAACAGUAUGAUUGAGAAAAAUCCUGUUAGGGUGAUUAGGAAAGUUUUUGGAGUUGGAAACAACAACAAUGUGUUUGUGUAUGAUGGAUUGUACACCGUGGAGCAUUGUACACAAAAAAGAGGUUCAGAAGGGAAGUUGGUGUUCAUGUUUGAAUUGCAUAGAGUGCCUGGCCAACCUCAUUUUCAGCAAAGGGUCAACGCUAUACCAAGUAAUUUCGUUUUAUACCAUCAUACCACCUUUCAAAUGCUUUAGUGAUUAACUAUAUAUAGUUAGUUAUACUUAUAUGUCGUUUUCUGAAUUAUGGUUGGUAUUUUAUAUUUUUUCUUGAGAGUCUCUUAGCUGUAAUUUUGACCUAAUUUUGGCUUAGUGUUUUUCUUCGCUUUCUUUGAAUCUAUGUACAACUUGGUUGAAUUAUAUUUCCUUAUUAAGCAAGACUUUUAGAUCUAUUAUAAAUUGUAAAGUUGUAUGUAACACCCAUAAAAUUCGAGCCAUUUUAAAACUUUUUAAAUCAUUUAAAAACAAUUCAAUUAUUACAAUUUGUUUUCAAAAUAGUUUAAAUAUCAAAGUUUCUAGAAAUCAUAAUCAUCAAUCGAGGAAGUGUACGGUCACGUCUUCCCCUUCCCGCGGUCAUCCGCUGAACCUGAAACAAUAAACUGAAACUGUAAGCCCGAGAGCUUAGUGAGUCGCCCCCAAAAUACUCAUACACACAACAAUACACAUCCAUGAAAGGCUAACUGUCUCACAACUAACCUACCGGUCCCACACAAUCCACCCAUCCAUGAAACUUCCACCAACCGUGUAACACAAGUAUAUGCUAGACAUGCAUAACGUUGGACCCUAUAGACUUUCGAAUAUCCAAUCCUACACUAAGCCCCAAUCAGAUAAGAACAAUAUAUAUAAGGCCAAAUCAAACAUUCUCAGGUUAUAAGAUCUUAAUUAUGUAUAAUCGUGAUGCAUACACUAAACAACUAUAAUAAUGAUGUCAAUCUCAUAUAAAGGAAACCCUAGGCUAGCAUACAUCAUGUAAUCAGACAAUUCUAUCAUGCAAUCCCUAAAGAUCCCUAGCUUAGGGGGUGUUUGGUUUAGCUUUUUAGAGGCCAAAAGAUCUUUUUGAAAAAGUUACAAAAAUUCAGGAUUUCCUGACUUUUCCAAAAAGUUGAUUUUCCUUCUUUGCAAAAUCCAAAAGUAGCUUUUAGAAGUUUUUUGUCAAACAUCUUUCGCCUAUGAUCUUUUUCUAAAAGAACUUUUGGCCAUUCAAAAGCUAAGCCAAACACCCCCUUAGUACUAGCAUUCUGUUCUAACAUAUCACAAUAUCAAAUAACCGUAUGGUAUUCACACGAGUGUUCCUCUAAUUCACUCAAAUCAAGGCUCUGAUACCAAUUUGUAACACCCAUAAAAUUCGAGCUAAUUUAAAACUUUUUAAAUCAUUUAAACAUCAUUCAAUUAUUACAAAUUGCUUUCAAAAUAGUUUAAACAUCAGAGUUCCCAGAAAUCAUAAUCAUCAAAUCGAGAAAGUGUACGGUCACGCCUUUGCCUUCCCGCUAUCAUCUGCUGAACCUGAAACAAUAAACUGAAACUGUAAGCCCGAAAGCUUACUGAGUCACCCCCAAAUGGACACACAACAAUACACAUACAAUAACAAACAACAUAUUAUGAGUUCAAUCAUCCAUCGAGAUGGAAUACCCUAGGCCUUCAACCAUCGGGUUGGAAUGCCAACAUACCGAUACACUUCACAUAACACAUACACAAAUAACAACAUAUACUGGGUCAACAGCUUUACAGACUGAAUUACCCCCUGGGCCCACAUUGUGAAUCUGAAUUGCCUUCCGGGCCCACAACUCACAUCUGGAUUGCCACCGAGCCCACAGUACGAGUCUCCCUCUGCUCGUAUCUGGAAUGCUCCCCGGUUUGUUGGUUACCGCACGGAGCAGUAUCACCUCAACCCAUCCCUCAUAAUAUGUCGACAUAUAACACAACUAAUGCCCAUUCAGAUCUACUUCCCAGUCCCUAACUGGAGUAUUACCCGAUCCAGGAAGAUUAAUCCUUUGAGGCACUCCGAACUGAUGAGAUCACCAAGAUCCUCUGUACUCCAUCCGAUCUCUAAUAACAACUUCCGAUCAAAUCAAAAAUACACCGGAGUCUUCCACCUACUCCAACAGCAUGUUAAUUACUUGGGGACAGACCUGUUGAUUGCUAUAGUAUAGCAGCAUACUCAAUACUCGCACAUAGAUCUACAAACACAUACAGAGUCUUCAGCAUUACUGGACCGCCUCACCAGGCCUUCAGUCUAUCUGAACCACUCUCAGAACCUUAUGUCUGACUGGUACGCCCCACCGACCUUCAGUCUAUCUGAACCGCUCUAAACUAUUGAGCAUCUCCCUGGACCACCUCUCCUGGUGAUCCUUCCCAUGCAAACUGUUCUCACCCACUUGGGGUUCCGAACUCGUGACCCAUUCCGUGGACUCUAACCCCGGCCUAACCUUUAGGCCUCAUGUUGAUCGUUCACCCUCUCGAAAAUCUAUGGUCUGUUCCCUGACCCGCGUGUCUACCACAUAUGAUAAAUAACCCGCACACCCGUGCUGAAAAGUACUGUCGAGCCCUGGCGGCUAACAAAAACCCUUAAUCUCUCAAUCCAAAAACCCUCAUAGUUGAGUACACCCUCGACCGAAUACUCGAACUGAACUCAAUUCCUGACUAGAACUCCAACCUGUUUCCCCAACUUCCGUUAUCAAGCACCAAGAAGACGUGUUCCUUAUGCUGGGGAGUUUUACCGAACCCUCAAUCAACACAAUCCUCAAACCAAACAGUCAUUUGGGCAUCCAUUCUCCCUGUCGGGUUGUGAAACUUAUUCCCGUUUUGACACCUCUCCUGCUUCUGCAUCCCGGGCUAGCUCUCCCCCACUUAGAUUUGAUUAAGCCUUCAUAAUACAUGAAAAUUGGAGGAUUCUAAAUCCUUCUCACUUCCCAACAAUCGAUCCGAUGACAACUAACUCUUUCUAAGUAGUGCUCCAUUAGUAGCCAAUCCCAAUUGAUCACACACUUCUAAGAACCAGAUGAACACUUCCUGAACACCAGUGAAACCGACCAUCACUAAUGCUUGAGUGACCCCACACUCAAGUCCUGAAGACCAAAAGAUAGAUGCUCCAACUAAUACCUCGGCGACGAGCUACUUUCCUUGGUGCUUUUGUCCGUCUAUCACUAAUGGUUGCUAAAGCCACUGAAUCCUGACACUGCUGAAUAACCCUUUUGUGGGACCCUAUCCGCAAACUUCCCAUAUAAUACCCCUUUUCCAAAGGUGCUCUAAACAAGUUUCCCACUCUCGGCUCUAAAAAUCAUUCUCUUCAGGGUUCGUACACCGACUCACUUACCUGCUCAACGUCUACAGCUAAACCGUAGUAACUGAAACAGCCCCUGUCCUGAACCGGGCUACAGCUACUCCCAAGACAUAAUCUACGAUCCAAAAAGUGUCAUAGACCGCACAAUCAAUACUUACCGUCCGAUACAAGAGAUCCAAGGCAAACCAGACCUCACAAAUUACUUAUGCCAUAUCGACCCACCUGCGCUAAAAUAAUGUUGCCUAUCCUUGCAACCAACUGACCCUGAGUUGGAAUACAACCUGAUCCUGGGGUCAUAAGUCUGCUCACUCCUUCGAGCUCGAAAAACUGAGAGGGCACAAUCCUUGCCCUACAAAACAACAACCCAAUCCAUCAAAUAACCACUCCACUUCCAGCUGCAAAACCCCAGCUGAACAUAAUCAUCACUCCUUUCCGGAGUCCCUGCGACUCACAUUCCGGCCUCUAGCAAACCCCCGAGCCUCAAAUCUAGAAACUCAUAUGCUAGCCUCUCCUGCUCAACCCGCGAAAAUAUAACGAGUACAGAUCAUUUUCCUGAUCCCAGAUAACUGCAACCCUCUACUCAUCAGAAUAUGUACCAGUAGCAAGUCCCGGUACUGGAAAGCUCAACCAACUCCUCUCCCUACCGUCGUUACAGCUGUUGAAGCUGCUGCGGCAGCCGUCUCAGCAAUGGCUGCAUGGCGCUCAACAAAAUACUCAACCAUGGCGGUCUUGAACGAACCAAUCAUCUCCUGAAUCUGUCUCCAAACGAUCUCGAUCACCUCCUCCCGGAUAAUCUUCCUAACAUGUCCUCUGACAAUACUGGCCUAUCCUGGCUGCCAGCUCUCGAUCCUGAUCCGAAUCCGUUCUCAAAACGUCUCAAAUAAUCCAUACCAUAACAUGGGACCAACUUCCAACUAUACCCCAGGGAUUGUGACUUCCUUGCUACGCGUAUGGGUCCUGUGCUUUCAGUAGUACGGGCCCAUACUACCUACCACACCUACCCAUAUUUGUCUCAAGUAUCAUCAGUCAUCACAACGUCCUAAAAUACAUACACUUGGUGGUCGCUCAACCUCACUCCUAAAGGAAGGCUAACUGUCUCACAACUGACCUACCGGUCGCACACAAUCCACCCAUCCAUGAAACUCCCACCAACCGUGUAACACUAGUGUAUGCUAGCCAUACAUAACGUUGGACCCUAUAGAUUUUCGAAUAUCCAAUUCUACCUUAAGCCCCAAUCAGAUAAGAACAUAAUAUAAGGCCAAAUCAAACAUUCUCAGGCUAUAAGAUGUUAAUUAUGUAUAACCGUGAUGCAUACACUAAACAACUAUAAUAAUGAUGUCAAUCUCAUAUAAAGGAAACCCUAGGCUAGCAUACAUCAUGUAAUCAGACAAUUCUAUCAUGCAAUCCCUGAAGAUCCCUAACUUAGUACUAGCAUUCUGUUCUAACAUAUCAUAAUAUCAAAUAACCAUAUGGUAUUUUGGGGUCUACUUACUGGCUCUAGCUGAUCAUAUACUUCGCAUCCUCUUUUACUAAUUUUGAAAAUCAUCUUGAAAAUCUUUCCUUGAUUUGAGACUGGAUUCACAUGAGUGUUCCUCCAAUUCACUCAAAUCAAGACUCUGAUACCAAUUUGUAACACCCAUAAAAUUCGAGCUAAUUUAAAACUUUUUAAAUCAUUCAAUUAUUACAGAUUGUUUUCAAAAUAGUUUAAACAUCAGAGUUCCCAGAAAUCAUAAUCAUCAAAUCGAGGAAGUAUACGGUCACGCAUUCGCAUUCCCGCGGUCAUCCGUUGAACCUGAAACAAUAAACUGAAAUUGUAAGCCCGAGAGCUUAGUGAGUCACCCCCAAAUGGACACACAACAAUACACAUACAAUAACAAACAACAUACUAUGGGUCCAAUCAUCAAUCGGGAUGGAAUACCCCAGGCCCUCAACCAUCGGGUUGGAAUGCCAACAUACCGAUACACUUCACAUAACACAUACACAAAUAACAACAUAUACUGGGUCCACAACUUUACAGACUGGAUUACCCCCUGGGCCCACAGUGUGAGUCUGGAUUGCCUUCUGGGCCCACAGCUCACAUCUGGAUUGCCACCAAGCCCACAGUACGAGUCUCCCUCAACUCGUGUCUGGAAUACUCCCAGGUUUGUUGGUUACCGCACGGAGCAGUAUCACCUCAACCUAUCCCACAUAAUAUGUCGACAUAUAACACAACUAAUGCGCAUACAUAUAAUCACAUAAUACUACAAGUAGUCCUACACAUCCAGACUUCCAGUUCUUUCAAAACUUUUCUUUCAUUCAAGUUGUGUUUUCAAAAAAGCCCUAGCCUUCGUUUUAGCGUCUGGCGACUAGAGCAGCCAACAAUCGAACCAUUGAAGCAAGUGAGCAACCAUCGAGCAUCGACUCCGUCGACUGGAACUCUGGAAGGAAGCUCUCAAUUUUGGCGAUUCUGGAUUCGAGCAUCGAGCAUCUUCGUCUCAGCAUGGCUACUAAUGAAGGUGUAAAUAAUGUCGAUGAUCAACAAGAAGAUGGAGUUGAAGUCCCACGUGAAGGUGAUAUUGAAGAAGAAAAUAAUGCAAAACCUAAGUUACAGUCCGUUGUAUGGCAGCAUUUUCCAUAUGUUAAAGGCGCCAAAAAAGCAGAAUGCACACAUUGCAAAAAGGUUUUAGCUUGUGGAACUAGAUAGAAUGGAACCUCCUCAUUACUCGGUCAUCUAUUUAAUACUUGUAGGCGCAACCCCCUUUAUGAAGGUAAAGACAAAGAUGCAAAGAAACAAACAAAAUUAAGCUUUAAGCCAAAAGGUACCGAGGCGGGUGGGUCUUUGGCUAAGCAUUCCUUUAGCCAAGAGAAGUGUAGAUUGGCCCUUGCCAAAAUGUGCAUUAAAGACAAUCGACCGUUUAACAUUGUUGAUGAUGAGGGUUUCAAUAAAAUUCCCUAUAUUGUCUACCUUAGCUAGGCAUGUUUUGGCUAUGCCGAUAUCGACAGUUGCAUCAGAGUCGGCAUUUAGUUCAGGUGGCAGAGUUAUUGAUAAGUAUAGGAGUUUACUUAACCCCGACACCGCAGAAGUUCUAAUUUGUGCACAAGAUUGGAUAAGGUGUUCAUCAGUAGAUCGUGAGCUUGGUUGUGCUAUGAAGAGUAAAGAAAUUGAUGAAUUUAAUGAGAAGAUGGCGGGUUUAAAAAUUGAUUGAAGACAAGUAAAAAUCUUCCAAGGAUCAAGGAGAUUAUGAUUAAUGGUGGUUUAUUUUAUAUGUUUUAUUGUUGGUGAUUAAAACAUGUUUAUGCUUUUUGAUGAAGUUUGAACUUUGAUGGAUAUUAUGUUGUAUGAAGUUUAAACCAAGAUGUUGAUGACUUAAUGGUUAUGAAUUAAAAUGAAUUUAUUAAUUUCAAAA
Lactuca sativa (garden lettuce) is the source of this 8447-nucleotide messenger RNA. Lineage: Eukaryota; Viridiplantae; Streptophyta; Magnoliopsida; Asterales; Asteraceae. The record is from RefSeq and is a predicted model, not a curated record.